CACGCAUGACAGCGGCGCUUCGAAAGCUCAAAAAGUCACUAUCCAGUAGCACAUCACUAGUGAGACCCUCUCGCUCCUACUUCUUCAAGAUCAUAAGAUCAAGCAAAGGUGCGGAAGAGGGCUUUCCCAUUUCACUUGGACAUACAACAAGGUGUCUAAUGGCUUCCAGCUCAGGGCUGUCCAUGUGAGCAGUGAAUCUAAGAAGAGAAGGGCAGACACUUAAAGAGAGAAAGAAGAGCUUCCCACAGAGCAUGGCCUCGGCCAAAGAAGAUGGCGUGGAUGAAAGAACGGAGAACGUUAAAGAAGAGGACUGUGAGCGGCUCACACGAGCAAAUGUGUGUGUGAAGCUGGAGGAUCACGAAGAAAAAAUUUCAGUUUUUAAAGAAGAGGAGGAGUGCAAUGGGGUGACUGCUGCCAUUAAAGUUGAGGACUUGAAUGAUUUCUCCAUUGGUCUUGAACUUCAAAAGCAUGAUAUUUUCAAGCAAGAGGCCUGUGAAGAAUCUCCAUCCAGUUUACAGCCCUGGUCCACAAAUAUGGGACGACUGGCUACACAGGAGAAUUCUGUAGAGUUGAAAUCAGGGUUAUCAGAGUAUGAAGAGAAAAUCAACAAGGGAAAUGGGAGAGAAGGAGAAGAGUCACCUGGGAGUGUUGGAAUAAAUUUACAGAAGAAUGGCAGCUUCUCUCCACCUUCAUUUGAUCAGCCCUCUCCUCAAAACAAAGAGAAAGGUAUGAAGAAAUCAGAAAGAGGAUCAGAGAUCCUGACAGCAGCCUUAUUGCAGUGCAGUUCUCUCCCUGCUACUGGAGUAACACAGACAGAAGCCAUCAAAACUGAUCGACAGCAAGUGGAGAAAGAAAUCCAAAUUCAUAAUGGAAAAAAAUGUUGUUUGGAAUGUGGCAAACAAUUCACACACAAAAGUGAUCUUAAUAGGCAUAUGAAGAUUCACACAGGAGAAAAACCUCAUUCCUGUUCAGAAUGUGGUAAGUCGUUCUUAAGGAGAAGCACUCUUCAGAACCACAGAAGAAUCCACACAGGAGAAAAACCUCAUUGCUGUUCAGAAUGUGGUAAGUUGUUCUCAUGUAUAAGCUAUCUUCAGAGGCACAGAACCAUCCACACAGGAGAAAAACCUUAUUGUUGUCCAGAAUGUGGUAAGUCGUUCUCAAUGAGAAUCAGUCUUCAGAGGCACAGAAGAAUCCACACAGGAGAAAAACCUCAUUGCUGUUCAGAAUGUGGUAAGUUGUUCUCGCGGAGAAGUGAUCUUCAGUUGCACAAAAAAAUUCACACAGGAGAAAAACCUCAUUGCUGUUCAGAAUGUGGUAAGUCCUUCUCAAGGAGAAGCCACCUUCAGAGGCACAGAAGAAGCCACCCUGCACAAAAACCUCAUUGCUGUUCAGAAUGUGGUAAGUCGUUCUUAAGGGGAAGCAGUCUUCAGAACCACAGAAGAAUCCACACAGGGGAAAAACCUCGUUCCUGUUCAGUAUGUGGUAAGUCGUUCUUAAGGAGAAGCGAUCUUCAGAGGCACAGAAGAAUCCACACAGGAGAAAAACCUCAUUGUUGUCCAGAAUGUGGUAAGUCUUUCUCAAUGAAAAGCAGUCUUCAGAGGCACAGAAUAAUCCACACAGGAGAAAAACCUCAUUUCUGUUCCGAAUGUGGUAAAUCGUUUUCAUGGAGAAGUGAUCUUCAGUUGCACAAAAAAAUUCACACAGGAGAUAAACCUCAUUGCUGUUCAGAAUGUGGUAAGUCCUUCUCAAGAAGAAGCCACCUUCAAAGGCACAGAAGAUGCCACCCAGGAGAUAAACCUCAUUGCUGUCCAUAGUGUGCCGAACAAUUUUCUGACAAAUGCAAUUUUCCGAGGCACACAGAAAUUGAUACAGGAGUGAAGCCAUUUUGUUGUUCUCAAUGUGGGAAAAGGUUUUUUUUAAAUUAGCUCUUUUCAAGUAAACACACAAACUCCAACUAAAGUGAAAAUGCAGUGCUUAUGUUCUGAAUGUGGCAAAUGUUUUACAAUCCAGAAAGGUCUUUACAGACAUGCCAAAAUCCAUAUUGAAGAAAAAUCUCAUUGCUGUUCUGAAUGUGAGAAACGUUUCUUAUAUUUAAGCUCACUUCAGUGCUACAUCAGAACUCAUACUGGAGUGAAACUUUAUUGUUGUCCUGAAUGUGAUAAGCAGUUCUCACAACAAAGCACCAUAAAAAGUCACAUCAGACGUCACACCGGAGGGAAACCUCACCUUUGCAUUGAAUGUGGCAAACAAUUCUCACACCUAUUUCUCUGUAUAAGCAUACGAAAAGUCGUAAUGCAGAGAAGACUUAGAGUUUUAUUGAAUGUGGAAUGUGAUUCUCAUAUAACAGUUCUCUUCACAAUCAUAAAAUUAUUCAUUCUAGUAAGAAACAAAGCUGUUCUGACUGUGGCAAGCUUUUCUCAGACAGCACGACUCUUAAAGAUCACAUGAGAAUUCACACUGGAGAGAAACCAUAUUGCUGUCCAGAGUGUGGCAAACAAUUCUCAUGUCCAAGUGCACUUAGGUACCAGAAAAGGAUCCACAGUGGAUAGAAGCAGUACACCUGUUCUGAAUGUGGUAAAAGGUACUCUUCCAGAAAAAAAUUCUGUAGUCACACACAAAGUCAUAUUGGAGUAAAUCCUGUCCUAGAAAUGACAAAUGAUCUUUCCA
Erpetoichthys calabaricus (reedfish) is the source of this 2667-nucleotide messenger RNA. Its product is annotated as gastrula zinc finger protein XlCGF26.1-like. The transcript has 3 exons. Bases 252 to 1814 code for a protein of 520 amino acids. NCBI's taxonomy places the organism in Eukaryota, Metazoa, Chordata, Cladistia, Polypteriformes, Polypteridae. Gene Ontology annotation, biological process: regulation of transcription by RNA polymerase II. Gene Ontology annotation, molecular function: DNA-binding transcription factor activity; RNA polymerase II cis-regulatory region sequence-specific DNA binding. The record is from RefSeq and is a predicted model, not a curated record.